CUUGUAAAAUACGCGCAACACGAUGAACGGAUUCGCGGUACUCGGUCAGUCGUCGGUCAAUCGUCAGCAGACGCUGCUGCUGUUGCUGCUUCCUUUUCUUCUCGUCGGUUCAGUCGUCGGUGAGAUUGAAAGACGUACCUCGAAGCAAAUGGUCGAGGAAUCCCCGGAGAGCUUGGCGUCUACUUUGAGCAAGGACUGUGGCAAAUCCUACAGUGCCACUUGUCUCAAGCUAGACGUGGUGUCCUUCCUAGAUAGAUUAUCCGAACAGGAGGACAUCAGCAUCCUGCCGGGAGUGUCGGUGAUCAAGGAAAACGGUUCCGCCAGUAUGCCGGCUUCCGAGGUGGUCGCCAAUCUGGCUAGAGAUUUCCCCAACGACGUGGAGAAGAGGCUGGACGCGUAUCUGAUUCACAAGGUCGGAAGCUACCUACACAGCCACUCGAUAUCCAUCAAACUGUUCGAUCCGAGGACCUUCGAGGCUGCUAGGAACUUCAACGAAGAGACGCUGGCCCAGCUUGGACUUGGUGGCGGGCAGAGUAGUGUCGGAACUGGACGUAAGAAGGAGAAGGGCGGUAUGAAUGGCAUGAUGGCUGGCCUGAUGAUGAUGAAAGGUACCCUUGGCGCUAUCGGCUUCGGUGCUCUUGCUCUACUCGCCGGUAAAGCUCUGAUGACCGGACUGAUGGCCCUCAUGCUGUCAGCCAUUGUUGGCUUGAAAUCUUUGGCUAGUGGUGGCGAGAAGAAGACUACUUAUGAAAUUGUCAGUAAACCCGUAUACUCGAGUUCUCACACUCACAGCUCCGAGGAGCAUCACGGCCAUGGCUAUGGACAUUCUGGAUACGGAAGAUCUCUAGACACGAUUCACGACAGCGUCCAGCAGGCCGUUUUGAAAUAUGGCAACGCGAGGGACCGUCGAUCGUUGUUCCGGCAAAAUUAA
Molecule: messenger RNA, 931 nt
Organism: Frieseomelitta varia
Lineage: Eukaryota; Metazoa; Arthropoda; Insecta; Hymenoptera; Apidae
Gene: Osi16
Exons: 2
Coding region: 23-931 (302 amino acids)
Source: RefSeq, a predicted model, not a curated record